Messenger RNA from Cynoglossus semilaevis (tongue sole), 1584 nucleotides. It is a transcript of the gene kcnk3a, whose product is annotated as potassium channel, subfamily K, member 3a. The record is from RefSeq and is a predicted model, not a curated record. The coding region runs from base 1 to 450 and encodes 149 amino acids. The transcript has 4 exons. Gene Ontology annotation, molecular function: potassium ion leak channel activity; outward rectifier potassium channel activity. Gene Ontology annotation, cellular component: plasma membrane. NCBI's taxonomy places the organism in Eukaryota, Metazoa, Chordata, Actinopteri, Pleuronectiformes, Cynoglossidae. Gene Ontology annotation, biological process: stabilization of membrane potential; potassium ion transmembrane transport.
AUGGAAGACCAACGCCGGAGGAUCGAUUUAAUUGUCUUUUAUUCUCGUGUGGUAUCGUCUGAGCAACGGACACUAAACAUUAGCAUCCACAAUGCUAAGAAGAGGGGAAACCGAGGGAUACAACCACGGACUUCAUCUAUAAGUGAAGUCGGCGCCGCGAUCUUCGACGCGCUGGAAUCCCAGGAGGAGACGAGCCAAAAGAAGGACCUGGACCAGAGGAAAGACAGGCUGCUCCACAUCUUCAACGUGUCCACGGUGGCUUUCGACGAGCUGGAGAAGGUGGUGCUGCAGCUGAAGCCUCACAAAGCCGGCGUGCAGUGGAAAUUCACCGGUUCUUUUUACUUCGCCAUCACUGUGAUCACAACCAUAGCCCUGUUAGAAACGAGGCCCCGGGACAUUGUGAGCCGACACAGGACACCCCCGAGGAGCAGGGAGCACGACAUGAUGUGAAAACAUCUCUGUGAUUUUACCACCGCCGAAAAAGCAAACAGCCUCAUCCAUCUCGACAGAGGCUGCUUCAGGAUUCACACUGGAUGUAACGCUGGAGGUGGAGGAGAUAGCACGGAAACAAAUAAUGUCCAGGAAAGCUAUGAAUAAAAUAUACAUUUAAAUUCCUGUUUCUGGGCUGUACAUUCACCCACGGUGGAUGGAGGAAAGAAAAAACACGUGACAAGAUGUGGCCUUGGCACGCUCUACUAAUAAUUUAACAUGAGAAGAAGAUGAAGAAGAUGGAAAGGGGGAGGCAGUAAUCAGUAAUCAGUCAUCACUUUCCACAGGAAAAGAAAAGGGGAGGAGGGGACGAGGGAGGACAGGGUGUCCAUUUACUGGCCAACUGUAAAGGGGGGAGGAGGGGUGGAGCCGUGUGACAAAACACAACAAGAGGAGAAAAAACACCCCAGCGAGGAGCACCUGAACAAGGAGGGAUACGUUUAAUUAUGAGAGUGUACUGCAGGGAGAAGGGUGCCUCUAGUGGUCAAAAUGUAAUAAAAUCGUAUGGCAUAGUUUUGAGACAUAGCUAAUCGCUAGAAGUUAUAAAAAAGUAUGAAAAACAAUAGCUAAAAAUUUGCCAAAAUUGAUGUAGAAAUGUUACUGCAGGUGGGAAUUGGAGAAACACAAAAUAUAAAAAUGUCUUAAUAUUUACAAAAUGAGGCUAAAAAUAAUCAAAGGAAAAAAUAAAGUCAACCAAGAAAUAACUAAAUACACAGCAAAAAAAAAAAAAUGUUAAAGGUAGUUCUGCAGGAAGAAUAAAAAACAAUGAUAACAGUAUUGAUUUGUAAAAACCACCAAAUGAAACCGUCCACAGAGAAACCUGUCUCAGUGCCAUCAAAUGUCCGUCAGGACAAGAAGACACUGGAGGGUCGGGGGCUGAGUGUGGUUUAAAGUCCGGCGUUGAGGCAGCAGUGAAGUGGCUGCAGGAACAUCUCAGUCCUCUGGUGUCCUCAGCUCACACCACUUCACUGCAGCUUAUUACCACCUCAAACACACACAAUAUAAAACCAGCACCAAAUGAAACUGUGUGUCAUAGCCCCUGCUCACGGUGUGUGUGUGUGUGUGUGUGUGGCCUGAUAAGAUCAUGACAUGUGA